UAUCGCUGAACUUCUACUCAGUAAAGGAGCUAAUUAUGAAAUGAAAAAUUAUCGGAAUAAUACAGCCCUUCAUUUAGCUGCUUUGACAGGUCACAAGAAUGUUGCUGAAUUUCUUAUUAGUAAAGAAGCCAAUGUUAAUAGUGAAAAUUAUGUGAAAGACACACCUCUUCAUUUAGCUGCUGUGAAUGGUCAUAAGAAUGUCGCUGAACUUCUCAUCCGUAAAGGAGCCAAUACUGGUAUUAAAAAUAAUGCGAAUCUUACACCUCUUCGAGUAGCUCUUAACAAUGGUCACAAUGAGGUCGCCAAACUUUUUAUCGGUAAAGGAAAAAAAAUUAAUAUUGCAGAGCAAUUGGAAUAGAUUCAUUGGCUACCACUAACAAUGGUGACGAAUAGCUGAACCAAUUUAGCUGAAUAAUCGGAUGAUUUCCUUCGAUUCCCC
Sitodiplosis mosellana (orange wheat blossom midge) is the source of this 439-nucleotide messenger RNA. RefSeq names its product putative ankyrin repeat protein RF_1087. The transcript has 5 exons. Gene Ontology annotation, molecular function: protein binding. Gene Ontology annotation, cellular component: cytoplasm. Lineage: Eukaryota; Metazoa; Arthropoda; Insecta; Diptera; Cecidomyiidae. Gene Ontology annotation, biological process: innate immune response. Bases 41 to 358 code for a protein of 105 amino acids. The record is from RefSeq and is a predicted model, not a curated record.